Molecule: messenger RNA, 3681 nt
Organism: Hypomesus transpacificus
Lineage: Eukaryota; Metazoa; Chordata; Actinopteri; Osmeriformes; Osmeridae
Gene: amfrb
Product: autocrine motility factor receptor b
Exons: 14
Coding region: 259-2130 (623 amino acids)
Biological process (GO): endoplasmic reticulum unfolded protein response; ubiquitin-dependent protein catabolic process; protein K48-linked ubiquitination
Cellular component (GO): cytosol; ubiquitin ligase complex; endoplasmic reticulum
Molecular function (GO): ubiquitin protein ligase activity; ubiquitin binding
Source: RefSeq, a predicted model, not a curated record
GACGUUGCUUAGAAACUCAGACGUCUGGAGCUAGCUAGCUAGCCAGCUAGUUUACAGUCUGGUGACUUGUUUCGCUUAAAUAUAACAAUGAUGAUGUCAACAUAGCGAAGCAUUGCUUUUGUAAUUUAACAGCACUUCGCUGGACUAAACUGUCAACUUAAAACAGACUUCCGGCUAGACAAAGCUGGGGUGUUUUGGUAACUGGUAUCGAGCCAAUUUACCUCCCAAGUCUGGUGAAAGAGAAGUCCAACCUCAACCAUGCCUCUGCUGUUUUUGGAGAGGUUUCCUUGGCCCAGUCUGCAAACCUACACAGCGCUGAGUGUGGCCCUGCUUGCUGGUAGCAUUUUCAGCGCCUACACCACUGUGACAGAUCCUGGGUAUGAGGUCUCAGAUAUGGAUGAGCCUUCACCCAUUCCCUCUGGUGUAGACAUUGAAGACCUUAGUGGUGAUACUGGGGACAAAGACUUGGCAUCCACAGUUCUGGGGUACCUUGUGGCUGACAGUCUGUUUGUAUGGGUGUUGGUCAACACAGCUUGCUGCUCUCUGAUGCUGAUCGCCAAGAUGAUCCAGUGUAUUGUGUUUGGGCCCCUCCGGGUCAGCGAGAAACAGCACCUGAAGGAUAAGUUCUGGAACUUUAUCUUCUACAAGUUCAUCUUCAUCUUUGGGGUGCUGAACGUGCAGACGGUGGAGGAGGUGGUCAUGUGGUGUCUGUGGUUUUCUGCCCUGGUCUUCCUCCACCUCAUGGUCCAGCUCUGCAAGGACCGCUUUGAAUAUCUGUCCUUCUCCCCCACCACUCCCAUGAACAGCCACGUCCGUGUCCUGGCCCUGCUGGUGUCUCUGCUGCUGGGCUGCUGUGGCCUGGCUGUGGUGUGUGGCCUGUUGGGAGCGCUCCAUGGGAUGCACACCCUCUCCUUCAUGGCUGCCGAGUGUCUAUUGGUGACUGUACGAACAGGGCAUGUCAUCAUGCGGUAUUCUAUUCACUUGUGGGAUCUGAACCACCCUGGGACCUGGGAGAGCAAGGGCACCUAUGUGUACUACACAGACUUCAUCAUGGAGCUGACUAUGCUGUCCCUGGACCUAAUGCACCACAUCCACAUGCUGCUGUUUGGGAACAUCUGGCUGUCCAUGGCCAGUCUAGUCAUCUUCAUGCAGCUGCGCUACCUCUUCCACGAGGUCCAGCGUCGCAUUCGCCGCCACAAGAACUACCUGCGCGUCAUCGACAACAUGGAGGCCAGGUUUGCAGUGGCCACAUCAGAGGAGCUCACUGCCAACAACGACGACUGUGCCAUCUGCUGGGAUGCCAUGCAGACUGCACGCAAGCUGCCCUGUGGCCAUCUCUUCCACAACUCCUGCCUACGCUCCUGGCUGGAGCAGGACACCUCGUGCCCUACUUGUCGGAUGUCCCUGAACAUCAACGGAGAUGGGGGCCAGGCACGGGCCCAGCAGCACCCAGGGGGGCCCCUGGAGGAUAACAUGGGCCCCGGAGGGCCCGCUGCAGAUGCCAGGCCACACAUCAACCAUCACAACCACUUCUUCCACUUCGAUGGAUCCCGCAUUGCCAGUUGGCUGCCCAGUUUUUCAGUUGAGGUGAUGCACACCACCAACCUCCUGGGCAUCGCUCAGGCCCACAACUCUCAGCUGAAUGCCAUGGCCCACCAGAUCCAGGAGAUGUUCCCCCAGGUGCCCUACCACCUGGUGCUGCAGGACCUGCAGCUGACCCGCUCUGUGGAGGUCACCACUGACAACAUCUUGGAGGGACGCAUCCAGGUGCCCUUCCCUACACAGCCUUCAGAACGAGCCGCACUGCAGGGUGGCCCUGCCUCAGAAGAGCCAGCUGGGGCCAGUGGAGGGGGGGAGCAUGCCAGGCCCAGCGAGCUAGACAACCUUGAGGUCAGAGGCAGCCGCUUCUCCAAGUCGGCCGAGGAGAGACAGAAGAUGUUAAUGCAGAGGAAGGAUGAACUCUUGCAGCAAGCACGCAGGAGAUACCUGAGUAAGAGCCCAGAGGAAGAAGAGGAGAACCCGCCCAGACUGGAGGACGACGGGCCUGACACCAACCUGCUCAGACACAGGACCCUGGCAGCCGCGGCAGCAGAGAGACGCAACGAAAACCACCAGGACCCAGCUCCCUGAGACCCAGCUCACGUGCCCACGCGCUCAGACCAGCCUCCAGACGCCCUCCAGAGUGGCCACCACACUCACUUUGAGAGGCCCUGAAAGAGCUAGUCCCACAUUCAAAAUGAUCCACGGAAAUACCUACACAAACGUGAUUUUUAACCAGUGUUCUGAGCAUGGCUGCAGUGGGGGGGUGGGCUGCUUUAGACUGCCUUUAGAAAGACCUGCCAGAAACAGGAGUGGCCUGUGCAUCUGAGCUUUCAUAAGGGUAUACACUACAUGGGCGUGUGUGUGUGGGCGUGUGUGUGUGUGUGUGUGGGGGGGGGGGGGGGGGGGGGGGGGGGGGGGGGGGGGGGGGGGGGGCAUGGAGAAGUAUAUGAGUAUAGAGGCUGUGGAGCUAUUUCAACACCGCCCCCUUCAUUUCAUUGUUGCACAUUGCAACCAUCAGCUUCAGUUUUAACUGUACAUCAGAGUCUUGGGACUGACUGGCUGGGGAGAAGAUUUUAUUAUAUAGUUGAAGAAAUGGAACUGGUAUUUGUUGUUGUUAUUUUCUAGAAAUCAUUUUCAACUGUGAAUUAAGAAUAGGUGAUGGUGAUGACAUGAAAACAUACAUUGUAUACUUUUAGUUCUUGGUUUUGACCAAGCGAAUGUCACUUUAGUAUUGCGGCCUCUUUGUAAAAAAAACUUUAUGAAUGUACUGAACUACAUAAUGCUGGAGUGUGAAUGUUCUGACCAAGGAGAACAUGUCCUGGUGUGGUAAGUAUCAUAUCUGCCUGUGCAAACUAUCUGGACAGACGGCAGGCUUCAAACCCACUCGACCCUUACUCACACUCACUAAGAGCAGAAAGGGGGAUCCACCAUUCGGUGUGUUAUUGGUAUCAUGUUAUCAGACUACAUUUAGUCUCCACUUUUCAGAUCAAACAGUAUUUACUGAGCACCGUGAGAAGUGUUUAGCUCAUGACAAUGUAAACUCAUACGAAUUCAGUAGAUUGUAGGGUUCUCCUACACUUCAUACAUAACCUGGUUUAUUAUCAGAAAAAUGUGCACAUCCUUGAUGUUGUUUGAUUUCCCUUGUACAGAAUGCCAAAUACCCCAUUUUGAGUUACUUUGCAUGUGUUGUGGGGAGGGUGUUUGUUUUCUUCCGCAAUAUCCCAAAGAGCAUCCCAUGGACUUCCACAACUAGCAGAUAUUUUGUGACAUGUAUCUUUAGUUUUAUUUUCUUUCAUUUAUUGUUUAAUAAUAUGUGGAAGUCCUUAUUGUGAAUUCAGAUAACUCGUUUGUUGACAAGAGAAAGUUAUAACUAAAACACAAUGUUUGUUUGAUUUGAACUAUUCAGCUAUUUGUAUUAUCAUAUCCAUUGCAUAUUUUCCUAUUCACAGCUUAUUUUUGUAACCAUUGCAUAUGUAAUCGAAUCAAAACUUUUUGGACUAAGCUUGCUUGUCUUUUUGUGCCUAAAUCACGAAUGGUUCAAAUAUGGAUUAAUCCUGUAAAUAAUGUAGUUUUUGUAAAAAAUGUACGAUUAAUACAUUGAGACUAAAUAAACAGCUUCUCUGCAGCUUUUAACGAGAA